Molecule: messenger RNA, 7407 nt
Organism: Seminavis robusta
Lineage: Eukaryota; Bacillariophyta; Bacillariophyceae; Naviculales; Naviculaceae
Source: the annotation of a GenBank genome assembly
AUGCAAUCGGAAGAAGGAACCACUCCCAAGAGACCUCGCUUGACUUUGGCGUCUGUCAGAGCGAGAACGAAGGCGAGGACUGAUUUUGCCUUGCAAGUGCUCGCCGCUAGCCAAGCAGCUCUUGAUGCCACUGAUGCGCUCCUUGCCGCAUCGGAUGCCUUGCUCGCAGCUCCUCGACCUAGUACUGGAGCCAAAUCUCAGAGUAAUGAACCUACCUUUAAUCCCGCAGUCAUCCCACCCGAGGCAUGUGAAGCUUCCGACUCGUCAGAUGAUUCCGAAACGCAGUCGAGUGAUUUGGAUGCUCGGGAAGAAGUUGAGCAGCAACAGCAGCAAAGACAUCAGCAACUGACAUUGCAACAGCCACAACCCCAACCCCAACAAAUCCAUGCACCCAUCACGUCGAAAUCCCAAAUUCCGAUAUUCCCCCAGUCAGCUCCACCCGCAUCACUGGUCAAAAAUGGCAAAGAAGUCGCGGAGGAUGGAUCAGAUUCAUCUUCCGCUGAGGAAUCUUCCGAGGCGGGGUCAGAAUCUGGCUCUGGCUCUGGAUCUGGCUCGUCUUCCCACGAAAUAACGGAUUCAGAACUUGCAACAACAAGCACCUCCAAUGUUGGAAGCGAUGCCUCUAACAAAAACUCAGCAUUGUCGGUCAAUGUGGUCAUUAAGGGUGACCAGCCGCCACCAAGUCAAUUAGCAAAACUACCACUCUCGGGAUCGAUUGUCUCGGGGUCCUUUGAUACAAAGACACCUAUUCCUCAGUUUAUUGGAACCUCGCCGAGAGGUGACGAAGGAGCCACAUCUGCCCUUGCAUCCAAGUCAUCCUCUCCUUCCUUGGGGAUCCUUACUAGUGAUGAGGAUGAAGAUAUGGAUACUGGUUCCUCCUUAGAGGAUGACUCUUCCGAAGAGUCGUCUUCAAUCGAGUCGGGAUCUUCUUCGUCCGCCGCAUCCGAUGGCCCGUCCGAGUCGGCGGCCACUAGUAUCAACGACAAAUCAACCACCACACCCUCCGAAUCAGAUGCGUACGUGGAUGAACUAAUAGGAGAAAUUCGUGGAGGUGUCUCGGGUUCAAUUAAGGGCAACAGCGCUGUUAGCCAAGCUCAAUUGGCGGCUCUUUUUCAAAAGCAACCAGACCAACAGGUCCAAACACCAACACCAGCAAAAACGAAUCCACUGGCACCAGCGGCGCCGCCACAAUUAAAUGCUCCACAAACCCUUCCUCAAAUGAAAGAUCAACCACCGGCACCAGUGGCAACACAAUUAAAAGCUCCACAAACUCUUCCCCAAAUGAAAGUUCAACAAUCCAUUCCACAGCCAACACCUCUGGCACCCCCAUCGCAACCACAAACAAUACUCCAGGCAGCCAUGGUGCCGCAACAAUCAAAACCGCACCCCCAAGUUGUUCCACAUCCCAAGUGGUCCUUGCCCCCUGGCCUAGAGGACGAUGACGAUGACGAGGAAUCAGCUUCGGAUGACGAGUCCUCUGAAGAAGACUCGUCGGAAGAGGAUUCUGAGUUGGAAUCCAGCUCGGGGUCGGGCAUGUCAGACCAGGCAGCUGUGACUCCAUCCGCAGAACGUCCUAGCAGCGAGACGCCCAGUGAUAAACCGUCGGAAACAAACACAAGUUCGGACAUUGAGGAGGACGACUACGUGGAGGAGCUUCUCAGCGAAUUGAAGGAGACUAAAGGAGGUUUGUUGUUUCCAACACCGCAUGCUCCGAUGCCGAAAGGCAUGUCAGCAAGCGUGGUGACUGCAUCUACAGCAUCUGUGACGACAGCCAGCACGGCCCCUCCAACAAUAAAACAGCAGCAACCACCGAUCAUGAGAAUAGCGCCACCGCAGCCCAUCGAGGACGAUGAGGACGACGACGACGACAGUGAGGAAGAUUCUGACGAUGACGACGAUUCCGAUGAGGAUUCAGACGAUUCCUCGGCCGAAUCCUCAGACGAUGUCGAAUCCGGUGACGAAGGCGAAGAAGACGAUGAAUAUGUUGACGAACUGCUGAAGGAGCUGCAGGCGACAAAGCCUUCGUCGCUUGUCCCAGAACAUAAGUUUCCCGCUCCAAUGACAGGGAUAAAGCCCGAGGCCAAUGUCGUUCCGACUGGCAUUGUGAAGGAUAGGAUCAUCCAGGCAGUUGGCUCGGAAACGGACGAUGAUGUCUCCGAUAUAGCUUCGUCCUCUUCUGAAUACGAUUCGAGUGAUUCCGACCUUUUCUCUACCGAUGGCGAGGAAGAAGAAUCCUCGGAUGACGACGACAUAGGAGGUUCAAGCGGAGGCUUAAUCUCUUCAGACGAGUACACCACUGAUGGCGAUGACGACGACGAUGAUGAAUACGUUGAUGACUUGCUGAAUGAGCUCCAGGCACCAAGAGUCGCAGCUCCGGCUAAGCCAAAGGCAAGUCCCGCGCAGCCACCGAUGUUGCCCACGGGCCCUGGUGGCUUUCCAAUGCCCCCAAUGGGAUUGCCAAUGAUGGCUGCACCUUUGCCAGGUGAGGGGCUGAACUUGGAGGCUAUCCGUUCCGAACUUGAGAAAGUUGGAAGGGCUGUAAUGACGCAAAAGAGUGGAGAAGCAUUCGUUGCAAGAGCCCAAAUCCUCGCAUCCAUCAAUCAGCUGUCGAGUCAUGUCCCGAAUUGCGUUCUCGACUUUUUGGGGAAAGAGAUUCGAGCCGAGAUGGAACGCAAGAAAAGAAAGGCUGACAAGAAAGAGAAAGCUGCCGAAGGGGGUGGAAAACACAAAAUGAUUGAUUUAGUUUCAAGUGGUGAUGACAUGUCCGAAGUCAGCGAUUUGUCAAGCCUGGACAUUUCUGAACCUGAAGAGGAUACUGGAGUUGGGUUCUUCAUCGACACUUCUGGUGUGAACCUUGGAGAUAGCGAUGCUGACAGAGCCCCCGAGAACGCCGAAGAUGUGUCUCCAAAGCAAGAAGUACAAACACCAGUGGCCAUGAUGCGGCGAAAGUCGGAAGAAGCACUCGAUGAAAUGUUUAGGAAGGCCCGAGAAGAUGGCUCCGUGAAUAAAUCAGUUGCAGAUCUCAGCGAGGAUAUCGACAACAUAUUCAAUAGUUCGAAUGACUACGGGCUCACGAAGGCCAAGGCAGGCAGCCGCAGCAGCUAUGGAAGCAUUGGAAGCAUGGAGUCUUCGACUGGAUCCAGCGGCUCAAGAGAUUUCUUACGCAAGUCGAGGAAUCAUCGGGGGAGCACUGCCGGUAGCAUAUCAUGGGGACUUGAGGGCAAACUACCGUCGGUAUCUCGCUUCGAGUGUGCACUGCUAUUUGUCGAUAUUUCGGGUUUUACAAAGCUAUCUAUUGUGACUCUGUACUCAUCGCGUCUCAUUGACUUACUUCAUCGUAUUGCAACAUCCGACGGACGGCUGUCUUGGCAGACGCUUCUUGAUCCAGAGACCCUGUCGAAGGUUAUCAAUUCAUACUUUCAGUUGAUUGUCAGCAAGAUUUAUGAGUUCAACGGGGAUAUUCAGAAGUUUGCUGGGGAUGCCAUUUUUGCUGAGUGGCGAUGCACUGAUAAAGAUCCAAUGGAUUUUUGCGUGGCAGCAGCCACUGCCUGUGCUUCGCAAAUCGUGGAUGAAUGCAGUGAUUUCCCUGUCAUGGCCGGUGGAGCCCAGAACAGGAAUGGUGAACCCAUAUCCUCCCUGAAUGUCCAUUGUGCACUGGGAUCGGGACAAAUGAUUGGUAUUCAUGUCGGUGACAAUACGCGUAGGCGAGAAUACCUGUUUCUGGGAGAACCUAUCGACCAACUCACUUGGGGCGCAGAUCUGGCCAAGCACGGAGAGCUCGUAGUAUCACCGGAAGCUUUCAGAUCUCUCUCAUUAGCAGGCGUGCUCGAUUUCAACAUCAGACCCUCCGAAAGCGAACCAGCGAUUAUUGCAAAACGAUGUGUGACGAUGUUUAGGUCCGAGUUUCUCAAGGAUUACCGUGUAUCUCGGGCGGAAUACGCCAGGUCGAGAGGAGUGACCGGUCAUGUUGAGGGUUUGGAGGUCGAGGACCUGAAGACUUAUCAAAAAUUGAUGGCUUUGUACGUCCAUCCUGUCAUCGCUGCAAUGCACAUGGAUCAGACAAGCAAAAUGAAAACAAAGAGUUCCGCUCAAGAACGUCACAGAGAAGAGGCCGAACUUCGACGAGUUUACAUCAUGUUUAUCCAUCCGUUGAUCACGAUUUCUGAAGACAACGAUUACGCAGUCGAUCUACUAAACGAAAUCAUGAAUCUCACGUCUACCCAGCUCGAACGAUAUUGUGGGCACCUGCGUCAGAUGAUUGUGGAUGAUAAAGGGCUGGUAUUAAUUGGAACAUUUGGGCUGCGUGGAUCCACAUUCCCGAAUAUGGUUGCGGAACGGGCACUGCCUGCAACAAUCGCUCUUCACAAUGCAUUGCAAUCUCAACUUGGAGUUGACAACCGGAUCGGUGCCACUUUUGGAGAAGUGUAUUGCGGUGCAGUGGGUGGAGUCAAACGUCACGAAUACGCUGUGCUUGGACCGUCGGCGAAUCUUGCAGCUCGAUUGAUGGGUAACAAGAACAACCCUGGAAUCUUGGUUGAAUGUAACAUCCGCAGAAUGGCCUCCAGGAAGUACGCCUUUAACGCUCUUCCGCCGGUGAAGGCCAAGGGUUACGCAGAACCUGUCCCAAUUUUCGAGCCUCUCAGUCCCCUAGAGCGUAGUUGGGGUAGGAUCCAACCAAAUUUUGUUGGCAGGGAGCAAGAGAUCAAGGCUUUGAUGGGAAUGGCACGAGACAUUGUAAGCCAGGAAGAGCCUCAGUCGCGCCUUGUCUUUGUCGCGUCUCAAAGUGGAAUGGGGAAAAGUACAAUGGUGGCCCAUGCAAUUGAGCACAUUCGAAGGCUGAUUGGCGACAAUACAAGGCGCUUGGUGAUCACUAAACAGGUGGGGAAAGAAAGCCACUCGUUGGUGCCUUUUGGCAUGUUUCGUUCGAUUCUGCUUGAUGUUCUAGCAAACUUCGCAGCCAGCACUGAUGACAAAUCACAAGCAUCGGGCGUGUCGGGCUUUUCAGCGCAAUCGCUGUCUCUCCAAAGUCUGUCGUGCCGAUCUCAGGGAUCGUCGACGGCGCUUUCUCUUGCCAAGUCCGAGGAGCUUCUAAAGGUUCUCUGCAGAGAACUCAACGCACCAAGCGGCUUCGUUGACCACAUUCUGCAUCACCUUAGCGGCAAGGGCUCGAGCAAGCUUCCCUCCGGCAAGGCUCCUUCCAUGAAGUCAAUGGUGUCUUUCAUGGAACGGGCCUUCAGAAGAUGUACGCAGGAAACCAAGAUUGUUGUCGUUGCACUGGACGACGUGCAAUAUAUUGACGAAAUGACCUGGAAAGUCCUCAGAAGGGUGUUCGAAGAUUGUGACAAUGUUCUCAUGAUCUGUGCGUUUGAUUUGUCCAGAAGCCGUGACUUGAAGGUCGAAGCAGACUUUUGGCAAGUUUUGAAUCAGAAGUAUCGACCCUCCGGACAUUUUGUUCCGAUGGAACUUGCGGGUCUUGGGAAGGAAGAAAUCACAGUCAUGACGAUGAAGACACUGGGCCUGCAGAGAGAGGAGGUCCCCCAUGAUCUUCUGAACGAAGUACUGAUUCAGUCGGGCGGCAUGCCUCAUUUUGCAAACGAGUUCUUGGAGUUGGUGAAGCGACGCCAAUUUACUGAAAUGAUGGAUGGACGAGCCCCCAAAGCAAGUUCAGGAGGAGAAACGAGCAUGAUGGGACCCAAUGCUCUUGGAUCCGUGCCAGAAAUCAUUCUUCACAGAAUUGACUCGUUUGACGUUGGUGUAAGAAAUAUACUCAAUAUUGCCGCUGUUCUCGGGAAGUCAUUCACUUUGAAGGAGGUUAUUGCUGUUCUCAAAGAGAACCACGAUAUGCGUGAGGACAUACUCGAAAAGGAAGCGAUCAAGUCGUUGGAAAUGGCAGUGAAUGAGGGAAUUCUUCGAAUGGAACAAGAUCCAGAUGCAGAAGACGAGGAAGAAGAAAGCAAGGCGCGCGACGCAAAAGGAAAACCUGAAUCCUCAAUCUACUCUUUCUAUCACGGUAUCUGGCAAACGACGAUUUUGAGCCUUAUGUUGGAUGCACGGAAGCGAGAUGUGCACUCAAAGAUCGCCAUGUCGAUGGAAAAGGGCAAGGGAAUGGAAGACGGCGACUUUGCAUUCCAAAUGAAACUUUUGGGGCAUUGGAAAUACAGCGGAAACACGUCCAAGUUGACCGAGCUCGCACUUGAUGUUGGAAAACGCUUCGAACAAAAGUUAGGAAUGCCUACGCAGAGUAUCCGGGUAUAUGAGGAGGCACUAGAUGCAUGGAAGAGUGACAAGCCAACCGAGCAAGUCGGCGGAAUAUGCUUUGACGGGCUUGGCGCCACAGCGCCAGAAGAGUUGGAACACAUUUCAGCGCUCCAUGUUGCACUGGGGCGUGCAUUCAACGGCGCGCAGCGUAAUGCUGAUAGCGCUCUGUCCUUCCAUGAUGCCUUGCAGAUUCUUCGAAGGCCCAAACAAGCCGAGAAUGUCACGGAUCGUUCCGUUGCUUUCCCAGCAUACUGUGGUCUCUACGAAUGCAUCAAAGCAAAAUACAUUGUUCAAGACAAUUCUAACCGCUACGAACAAUUGCUCAUCAAGAAAUUCUUGGAGGACACGAAAAAUCAUUCUGAAACGUUCCACCAUGCACACGCGCUAACGUGCCAAAUCGACUUGUAUCGUCGCGGUGGUGAAAUGGACAAGGCGGUGGGAAUUCAUAAGCUCUUGUACAACGUCUACGACCACGUGAAGCAUUCAAAGAAACUUCGUGACACAUAUGGCAGUGACGAGGCAGCCGUGAGUUUCGCAAAUUCUGCAAUGUGGUACUGGCACCUUGGGGACAAAGAAGCCGCACUGGACGCUUGUCGGUUCGUGAUUGGGAAGCUGAUGCCAAAGAUGGACCGCAGCGAUGUCCACCAGUCGUUUGUCAUGAUGUACCCUGUGGUGUUGGUAAUGAAAGACACAGGCGUAGCUGCGCAAGCGAGAAAGCACUUUGAUCGAUUGGUCGUCAAGCCAUUCAGCACCUUCUUUGGAGAAGGAAAGUCAUCAUUCUUCCUUCCAGUGUAUGAGCCGAUCAUGAUGCUUCUUCACUUGGUGGGGACAUCCGAUUUGGACGAGGAUACGUUGGAGGAAUACGCCGAAUGGGCAUUGGACCGCGACCGUUUGAGUUUUGGAACCUUGGCCAAUAGGCGCCUGGGUGCCCUGGGUCGUUGCGCUGACAGCCUGAGUGCGGAAAUCUGCUUCCUGUUGGCGGAAAGGAUCGACGAGGAAGAAACGAGGAAUGUUCUCAUCGAACAUGGCAGAGAGAUAGGCCAAGAAGCAUUGGUGUUCAAUGCAGAGCAAGAAUUGGUGGAUGCGGAACGUCAGGUGGCCCAACUUCUGGAGAAGUAUGAAUCGCUGAUAACCGAGAUGGACGAGUAG